GUCCACCUCGCUGCGCCGCUCUGCAGGACGAUACAGACGGAGGUCGCUCGGUGUUGAAGUCAUGAACUUCAACAACUUCUGUUAAGGUGUGUGUAUGUGCCUGCAGUGCACCUUCAGCCAUGCCUGUGUCAUCUCAGCUGCUCAGGGGUUUGCCCCGUGCUCAGGUCUUAGCCUCCAGUCUGUUACCAUGCCAACAACACCAUGCCCAGUUAGGACCUCACCGACCUGCUUCAAGAUGGCCCCCUCGUAUAUGGCAGAGCCACCAGCAAUCACGAAGUUACCAGACAACCACAGUGCUCCGCAGCUACAUCCUCUCACCCCCACAGGUCAACUCUAUUCUGAAAGCCAACGAGUACAGCUUCAAGGUGCCAGAGUUUGAUGGGAAGAAUGUGUCAUCGGUGAUGGGUUUUGAGAGUAAUCAACUGCCGGCCAACGCUCCGAUAGAAGACCGCCGAAGUGCGGCCACGUGCCUGCAGACGCGAGGAAUGCUGCUGGGUGUGUUUGAUGGCCAUGCUGGCUGUGCCUGUGCACAGGCGCUCAGUGAGAGGUUGUUUUACUACAUAGCAGUGUCUCUGCUGCCCCACAACACACUGUGUGAGCUGGAGGCAGCGGUGGAGAACGGCAGGGCCCUCAGUCCCAUCCUGCAGUGGCACAAACACCCCAACGAUUACUUCAGCAGGGAGGCUCAGACGCUCUACUUCAACAGCCUCAGGACCUACUGGCAGGAGCUGAUAGAUCUCACCAGCCCGGGGGAAAUUCCAGACACCCGCGAGGCGUUGCUGAAUGCCUUCAAGAGGCUGGACAAUGACAUUUCUCUGGAGGCUCAGGUUGGAGACCCGAAUGCUUUCCUGCAUUACUGGGUCCUGAGAGUGGCCUUUUCUGGAGCUACAGCCUGCGUGGCUCACGUCGAUGGAUCGGACCUGUUUAUCGCCAAUUCAGGAGACGCUCGGGCGGUGUUGGGUGUGCAGGAGGAGGAUGGUUCAUUCAGCGCUCACACACUCUCUAAUGACCACAGCGCCCAGAACGAGGAGGAGAUGGCUCGGAUACGAGGUGAACACCCUCCAUCAGAGAGGAAGACAGUUAUACGACAGGACCGUUUGCUCGGCCUCCUCAUGCCGUUACGUGCAUUUGGGGAUGUGAAGUUCAAGUGGAGUAUUGAACUGCAGAAGGGUGUGAUAGAGUCUGGACCUGAUCAGCUCCAUGAAAACGAGCACACCAAGUUCAUCCCUCCAAACUACCACACGCCCCCCUACCUGACCGCCGAGCCUGAGAUCACGUACCACAAGCUGCGGCCACAGGAUCGCUUCAUGGUGAUUGCCUCUGAUGGCCUCUGGGAGACCCUCCACAGACAGGAAGUGGUUCGUAUUGUCGGGGAGUAUUUAACAGGGGUGAACCAGCGUCAGCCCCUCAAAGUCGGAGGCUACAAGGUCACCCUGGGACAGAUGCAGGGGCUGCUCGAAGAGAGGAAGGCUCGCGUGUCUUCGGCUUUCGAGGAUCAGAACUCAGCGACCCACCUGAUUCGUCACGCGGUGGGAAACAAUGAAUUUGGCACGGUUGACCACGAGAGGUUGUCGAAAAUGCUGUCGCUGCCUGAGGAGCUGGCUCGCAUGUAUCGCGAUGACAUCACCAUUAUCAUCUCUCAGUUCAACCCUCAUGUGAUUGGAGCACAGAGGCCAGAAGGGCAGUCCUGAGUUUUACAAAAGCCCUUCACUGUGGAUACACACUUGUAUAAUUGUGUAUAUCUACACAAAGGCACACUCUGAGGACAAACAGGCCAUACUAAGAAAAUAUCUGUCCAGCAGUCGGAAGAGUUGUUUUAACUUUACUUUAAUUAUAUAAAGAAUGUGUACGUUUGUAUGCAGUGCAAGAGGAGACCCGGUUCCUCCAUGAAGGUAAAAGAUCUUCAUUGGAGUGCCAUAUUUAUAACAUGCUGUAUAUGAUGCCAAUAUCCAUUCUCCGCAUGGCUAAAAGGACACUGUUACAAACAGAUGUGCCAAAAAAAGUAAACUUUCCUGAAAGUUUGCUGAAAAGACGGCGCAGUGUUGAAAUGAUCCAAAGAGGGUGAAGGUUGGGUCAGCAGGUCGUGGUUGGCACUGACUUGCUUCUCUUCCAUGGACUCUAACUGUGCUGUUAUACACUGUUUCUCUGCUCUUCCCAGGCACAAUCAAUCUUCCUUUCUAGGCGGCAUCUGUUACGACUGGGGACUGUUGCAUCUCUAUGUUUUUACUCCUUUGUUUAUGUCAUUGUAUGGUAUAUAUUCUUAGUACUAUCCAAACAUACACCUUUACUGCAUUUACACUUCAGUCUGUGAGUAUUUAGAUCAUAAUGUUCACUCCAGCGUACUCCAAGUACUGACUUUGAGCUCAAAUGUGUUUACCCUCCAUAUUGAGUUAACAAUUGCAGACUCUAAACUAAAUUAAAUAACUAAAUUAAAGUUGAGAGAUAACACUGAUGGUGGCCCCAAGAUACAUUUCAGGAGUUGCGAAAUUAAGAUAGGGAAGAGAGAAAAAUGUAACACAAAAUGCAUCUAUUUAAAUACAAACUGGAUACCUCUAAAAACCUGAAACUAUUUUAAUAAUUAAAUGAACUUUUUUUCAUUUUAAAUAUGUCACAAGCCUAAAAAGGCUGGCAACCACUGAGCUAGUGAUUUGUUUUAAUUUCUAAUCUAAUAUGGUGGAGCAAUAUUUACAGACUGCAGAGUUUAACAGGUCAUGCACUGUGCACCACUACAGGUAGACAGUAGAAGUAACAAUUAAGUUAAUUACUCUCCACUUACAGAAAACAGCACCACUUUGGUUAGUGACAGGGGAAGAUGUAAAGUCAGUAUGUCUGUUAGUGAACCUCAAAGAAGUUUGUAGUUUCUUUUCAUUGUGGGAAGUUCAUCUUGCAUUGUUUUUGUCUGAUAGGUCAUUUGCAGUUUGGAUUGGGUUGAUGUUACUCAUGACCGCAAAAGAAAAUGCAUAAACCCUCUCCUGAUACUCUCCAGUUGAACACUAAUGGAUGUGGUCAAGUGUAAAACCCAAAUACAUAAGCAGAAUGUACAUUUUUUAAAAGCAGUUUGAUUAUUAAAGAUUAUUUAUACAGUUCUUGCAGUAUGUUACACAACUUAUCUACAGUUGUAUGUAUAAAUUGUAACUUAUGUGGGUUACGUUUUGUAUAUGGAACAGUUUAAUAAAACACUGAAUACACACCA
Cyclopterus lumpus (lumpfish) is the source of this 3193-nucleotide messenger RNA. RefSeq names its product pyruvate dehyrogenase phosphatase catalytic subunit 1 (gene pdp1). The record is from RefSeq and is a predicted model, not a curated record. NCBI's taxonomy places the organism in Eukaryota, Metazoa, Chordata, Actinopteri, Perciformes, Cyclopteridae. The transcript is spliced from 9 exons. The coding region runs from base 120 to 1691 and encodes 523 amino acids. Gene Ontology annotation, molecular function: cation binding; protein serine/threonine phosphatase activity. Gene Ontology annotation, biological process: protein dephosphorylation.